Messenger RNA from Heterocephalus glaber (naked mole-rat), 331 nucleotides. Lineage: Eukaryota; Metazoa; Chordata; Mammalia; Rodentia; Bathyergidae. The record is from RefSeq and is a predicted model, not a curated record.
AAUAAACCAAAAGAAUAUGGCUGCACAGAUAUCAGACUCUGAUCAGAUAAAACAGUUUAGGGAAUUCCUGGGAACCUACAAUAAACUUACAGAAACGUACUUUUUGGACUGUGUUAAAGACUUCACAACAAGAGAAGUAAAACCUGAAGAGCAGAAUGAGGCCCUGGCAGCCAAAGCGGGACUUCUUGGCCAGCCCCGAUAGAGAAGUCCCAAUGGCUGAGCUCUGGGUGGAGGCUGCCAUGGCUGUUGCCCUGGGAAAGAGGACUCAUCAGGUGGAAUCCCUGGAAGUGGUGGGCACCAUGUUGAACCAUCUGUCAUGACUAUUUGGAAA